This is a messenger RNA of Mucor velutinosus, 1623 nucleotides long. RefSeq lists its product as uncharacterized. The transcript is spliced from 7 exons. Lineage: Eukaryota; Fungi; Mucoromycota; Mucoromycetes; Mucorales; Mucoraceae. The record is from RefSeq and is a predicted model, not a curated record. Gene Ontology annotation, biological process: protein folding in endoplasmic reticulum. Bases 1 to 1623 code for a protein of 540 amino acids. Gene Ontology annotation, cellular component: endoplasmic reticulum membrane; endoplasmic reticulum. Gene Ontology annotation, molecular function: thiol oxidase activity; FAD binding; protein-disulfide reductase activity.
AUGCGAUCAACAAGAUUACUAGCGUAUACACUCAGUUUAGCAUGUUUUGCCGUGGUGCCCACUCUGCAACAUAGCGGUGCAAAGGGUCCUCAACAUCCAUUGCAAGAACCCGCACCUGUCAGUUUUGUUGAAGAUAUAUUGUCAUCCAGCAAUGCCAAUGAUUAUUGCAAUCCUCAGGGCCAAAUUCGAGAUACGUGUUGUGAUUACCAAAGCAUUGAGACGAUACAAAGUGAUGUAUUUCAAAAGAUUCAAAACCUAGUUCACAGCAAAUUCUUCCGUUAUUACAGGGCUGAUCUUUGGAAAGAAUGCCCAUUCUGGAACGAAGAAGCACUUUGCACUAAUCGUGAUUGCUCUGUUGCCACCAUUGAUGAGAACGUUUUACCUGUUGAUUGGAGAAAAGAUGCAUUAAGUGCGAUCCAAUUGUCGCCCAAGGGAUCUCUAUUCCAACCAUUCAAACAAUGUACAUAUAAAGAUCAAGACUUCUGUCUUGUAGAUGAUCAAAUAGAUUCGGAUAGUGUUGUAUAUAUCGAUUUGACCGAGAAUCCUGAACGAUUUACUGGAUAUGCGGGUCCAUUAUCCGGAAGAGUAUGGAAGGCCAUUUACGAAGAGAAUUGCUUUGAUAUCGUUCACCAAAUGACCGAAGGAUGCGAGACUUGCAACAAUAUCAUGAAUUUGGGAAGCUCCGGUCAAGUAUCCAAUCCACUGAAGACAGCAGCUACAAAGCAAUCGCGAUUGAAGAAGCCCGAUUCACCAUUUGCCCAUGUUCCUCUGGAUAAAGCCGAAUUGCACCAAUUCUUGGAAGAUUUGGCAGAAGAAGCUGAUGGAGGCAACGACAGUAAUGAUGAAGUUUGCUUGGAAAAGAGAGUGUACUAUCGCCUGAUUUCUGGUUUGCACUCAUCCAUCUCAAUUCACAUUUGCCAAGAAUGGUUUGAUAGGGAGUCUGGCAUUUGGGGCCCCAACUUGGAUUGCUUUGUGAAUCGCAUUGGAUCUCAUCCUGAACGCCUUCAAAAUGUCUACUUUACUUAUGCUCUUUUACUGAGAGCUGUCAACAAGAUGGGCCCUUAUCUCGAUAAAUACGAAUACCGUACUGGCAGCAUUCAAGAGGAUGAAAACACAAGAUUGAUGGUCCAGGAUUUCAUCAAGAGCACUGAUUCAUGCCCGUCUACAUUCGAUGAAAACCUGAUGUUCAAGGGUCCUGAAGCUCAAGCACUCAAGACGGAAUUCAAGGAUCAUUUCCGCAAUGUCUCCAAGAUUAUGGACUGCGUUGGUUGUGAAAAGUGCAGACUUUGGGGUAAACUCCAGACUGUUGGCUUGGGAACUGCAUUGAAGGUGUUGUUUUCCUACGAGGACAAAUCACUAGACCCUAUCAAGAACCCUGAUCUCUUUGAAAGAGGUGAGAUUGUAGCUCUCUUCAAUACUUUCAAUAGAUUCUCUGAAAGUGUGGAUGCUAUUAAAACAUUCAGAGCCAUGUAUGUUGACAAAAUGACACCCAAGGAAUUGACCUCCUUGGGAAAGGUCAAGCAACAUGCCCACCACACUCUGGUUAGAUUACUGACACAACUCAGACGUUGGAAUAUACCCAUCCCACAAUUCAUGGAGGCCUUGAUUUUCAGAAAACUUUGA